AUGCCUUCUCCGAGGUCCGGGAGCAUCCCUCACCACGCCUGCAGGCUCCGCGGUUCCCCAGCAACUAAGCUGGGAACAAGGCCCCCACCUGAACGGGGUCUGGAGCUGGACUCUGAGUCUGCUUUACUAAUUCCAGCUUUCGGCGGGCGGCGCCCGGAGACCCGGAUCGGCGCGCACCGGGCGCUGAGCUUCGCCUCAACCCUCGGAUGCUCCCGGACAGCCCCGCUCCGCAGGCGGGAGGCCGCGGGGGCGCUCGGGCUGAGCGCGCUCCAAGUCCGAGUCACGCCUCCCGAGGGCGUGACAGGUGGCGGGGCGGCCGGCCGCAGCUGGUCCAGACCGAGGCACCGAAGAGGCGCCCGCGUCCGCGGCGCCCACGGCAGAGGGGCCGGGGCGCUGUCGGCAGCAGCGGUGCGGGGUGCCGCGGGGGGAGGACCGCCAGGUGGCCCGGCGGAAACGGCGGCCGUUCACUGA
This is a messenger RNA of Rangifer tarandus platyrhynchus (Svalbard reindeer), 471 nucleotides long. Lineage: Eukaryota; Metazoa; Chordata; Mammalia; Artiodactyla; Cervidae. The record is from the annotation of a GenBank genome assembly.